AUGAUUGCACGGUUCACUAUCGUCCUAGUGGUGGUUUGUGUCUUGGCACUGACUCCAUCACCCUCUACGGCCUGGUCCUUCAUGUCCGUCUUCGGGGGUAAAAAGAAGGAUAACAACACUACGAGUAGUGAAUACUAUCGACCCUUUGAGCAGCCUCUCUUAACAGCAACGGAUUGGUUCCUUACCGAGCAGGAAAUCACGGUGUCUCGAGGUGGUGUGCCUCGCUCGGACAUGGUCACCUACAGUACUGGCAACGAUGUGAAGACGUUCACAGUGACGAAAGAGUUUUUUGACUCGCUCUACGACGACCUGUCAGCGACCAAGGAAAAGGAUCGCGUCCUGGUGACCGCGUACAACACGGAUCUCAUGCCUUUCAAGCCUGAGACGGACCCGCAAGGUCUUGUAAGCAACUUUGACGUUGUCUUUGGCAAUGUCAUUAAGCGAGGAGGGGAUGUGAAGAUCCUGUGCUGGGCGACCAAGUUUCCGUCGAAACAAGACAUCAUCGUGCGCAACAAGAUCAACUCACUUCCGAAGUCUGGCCUCAACGAUGGUAAUGCACUGUUGAUUUUCGACGACCGGCUCCCUAUGGGCAUCUCGUCACACCAUCAAAAGACAGUCGUCAUUGCUGCAAGUGUCUCUUCCGGACUUGAGGAGUUCCCGGUGGCAUAUGUCGGUGGUAUCGAUAUCACUAACGACCGGUGGGACACCAUCUAUCAUAACGAGUCAGCGCUCCGCGAAAAAGCCGGUAUCAAUCUUGACUACAAGGGAUGGGUCGACAGCAGCUUGCGCAUCCAUGGGCCGGCUGCGAAAGAUGUUGCAGCGAAUUUCCUCGCUCGAUGGAACUCGCUGUUCGUGCCGUGCCAAGAUCUUGUCGACAACGUCGUGUCAUUUAAAAACCCGCAGUACUCUUUUUUGCCAGCGCUGAACUACAGCAGUAGUAACACCACCUCGACGCUCGGAAAUCAGAGUGUGCAGAUUGUGCGAACAUAUAGCUGCACGUACAAGCAUUACGAGUUUGCACCGUCUGGUGAGACAUCACUGCUCCAUGCACGCGUCAAGGCCAUCAAGAAUGCCAAGAACUUCAUCUAUGUCGAGGACCAGUACUUCAUCUACGUGCCGGAGUUGCUGGAAGCCCUACUAGCGGUCAUGCCAAUCAUUAAGCGUCUGAUCGUCGUCGUUCAGCCCCCGGAUCUCAUGACAAAGAGCAGCGGAUAUGAGAAGUAUAUGUACAAGCUCGUUCAGCCUAUUAAAGACAAAUAUCCUGACAAGAUUCGCAUGUACUCGAUGAAGCCAGAGCUACACGUGUACGUGCACAGCAAGGUUGUAAUCAUCGAUGACGUGUACUUGUCGGACGGCUCAGCCAACUGGAACAGCCGCAGCAUGACUUCGGACGCCGAGCUUAACGCGAACAUCGUCGACUCGAACACGGUCGAUACUCCUGACGGUAUUACGGUAGGCAAACUGGUUCGUGACUUUCGUGUACGCAAAUUUCAUGAGAUGACGGGGCGGAGCUAUGACGAGAUCAACCAGAUGAAAUUUCUUGACAGCGCCGACCUGUUUGACGUGGCAGCCGCGGAUAAGGGGUCUCUGAUCAAGAAGUUCGACAUUGGCAGGAAGAUUUACUACAAUUUCAUCAUCAAGGGCCUACACCAAGGGAUUGAUCCGUAUGACCACUGCGUCUAG
Messenger RNA from Peronospora matthiolae, 1683 nucleotides. The record is from the annotation of a GenBank genome assembly. Lineage: Eukaryota; Oomycota; Peronosporomycetes; Peronosporales; Peronosporaceae.